Molecule: messenger RNA, 1529 nt
Organism: Loxodonta africana (African savanna elephant)
Lineage: Eukaryota; Metazoa; Chordata; Mammalia; Proboscidea; Elephantidae
Gene: SNX17
Product: sorting nexin 17
Exons: 15
Coding region: 117-1529 (470 amino acids)
Biological process (GO): intracellular protein transport; signal transduction; endocytic recycling
Cellular component (GO): early endosome
Molecular function (GO): phosphatidylinositol binding
Source: RefSeq, a predicted model, not a curated record
UUCAGGCCCCCCAAAAUGGCGAGUGAGGUCGUGGGUACGCGCUGAGCAGCGAAGGCGAGCGUGCAAAUCCUCUGCGGCCCUUCGUCUGGAACCCGGCGGGCCCUGCCGCCCGGAACAUGCACUUUUCCAUUCCUGAAACCGAGUCCCGCAGCGGGGACAGCGGCGGCUCCGCCUACGUGGCCUAUAAUAUUCACGUGAAUGGAGUCCUGCAUUGUCGGGUGCGCUACAGCCAGCUCCUGGGGCUGCACGAGCAGCUCCGGAAGGAAUAUGGGGCCAAUGUGCUUCCUGCAUUCCCCCCAAAGAAGCUUUUCUCUCUGACACCUGCUGAGGUAGAACAGAGGAGGGAGCAGUUAGAGAAGUACAUGCAAGCUGUUCGGCAAGACCCACUGCUUGGGAGCAGUGAAACCUUCAAUAGUUUCCUGCGCCGAGCACAACAGGAGACACAGCAGGUCCCCACAGAAGAGGUCUCCUUGGAAGUGCUGCUCAGCAACGGGCAGAAAGUUCUGGUCAAUGUGCUAACUUCAGAUCAAACCGAGGAUGUCUUGGAGGCUGUGGCUGCAAAGCUGGAUCUUCCAGACGACUUGAUUGGAUACUUUAGUCUCUUUCUAGUUCGAGAAAAAGAGGAUGGAGUCUUUUCUUUUGUACGGAAGUUGCAAGAGUUUGAGCUCCCUUAUGUGUCUGUUACCAGUCUACGGAGUCAAGAGUAUAAGAUCGUGCUAAGGAAAAGUUAUUGGGACUCUGCCUAUGAUGACGAUGUCAUGGAGAACCGGGUGGGCCUCAACCUGCUUUACGCUCAGACAGUAUCAGAUAUUGAGCGUGGGUGGAUUCUGGUCACCAAGGAGCAGCACCGGCAGCUCAAGUCUCUGCAAGAGAAGGUCUCCAAGAAGGAGUUUCUACGGCUGGCCCAGACAUUGCGGCACUAUGGCUACCUACGCUUCGAUGCCUGUGUGGCCGACUUUCCAGAAAAGGACUGUCCCGUGGUGGUGAGCGCAGGCAACAGUGAGCUCAGCCUCCAGCUCCGCCUGCCUGGCCAGCAACUCCGCGAAGGUUCCUUCCGGGUCACCCGCAUGCGGUGUUGGCGGGUUACCUCCUCUGUGCCACUGCCCAGUGGAGGCACCAGCAGCCCAGGCCGGGGCCGGGGUGAGGUGCGCCUGGAACUGGCUUUCGAAUACCUCAUGAGCAAGGAUCGACUACAGUGGGUCACCAUCACCAGUCCCCAGGCUAUCAUGAUGAGCAUCUGCUUGCAGUCCAUGGUAGAUGAACUGAUGGUGAAGAAGUCUGGUGGCAGUAUCAGGAAGAUGCUCCGCCGGCGGGUCGGGGGUACCCUGAGGCACUCAGACAGUCAGCAAGCAGUGAAAUCCCCACCGCUGCUUGAGUCACCUGAUGCCACCCGGGAGUCCAUGGCCAAACUCUCAAGCAAACUGAGUGCUGUGAGCUUGCGGGGGAUUGGCAGUCCCAGCACAGAUGCCAGUGCCGGUGACGUUCACGGCAAUUUCGCCUUCGAGGGCAUUGGAGAUGAGGAUCUGUAA